Amphibalanus amphitrite is the source of this 1651-nucleotide messenger RNA. Its product is annotated as segment polarity protein dishevelled homolog DVL-3-like. The coding region runs from base 92 to 1222 and encodes 376 amino acids. The transcript has 8 exons. Gene Ontology annotation, cellular component: cytosol. Lineage: Eukaryota; Metazoa; Arthropoda; Thecostraca; Balanomorpha; Balanidae. Gene Ontology annotation, molecular function: frizzled binding. The record is from RefSeq and is a predicted model, not a curated record. Gene Ontology annotation, biological process: intracellular signal transduction; canonical Wnt signaling pathway.
UUUAUCACUGCGAAUCCGUCUUUAACCCGUGCCCCUCCCCUCUCUCCACAGCGGCGCCGUGAACCUGGACGGCCGGAUAGAGCCGGGAGACAUGAUUCUACAGGUCAACGACAUCAACUUUGAGAACAUGUCCAACGACGAUGCUGUGCGGGUCCUGCGAGACGUGGUUCAGAAGCCGGGCCCGGUGAAACUAGUGGUGGCCAAGUGCUGGGACCCCAACCCGAAGGGCUACUUCACGAUCCCUCGUACGGAGCCGGUGCGUCCGAUCGACCCGGGCGCCUGGGUAGCGCACACGGCCGCCUGCCGAGGUGAGGCCCAGACAGGCGAGUACUCGAUCGGAGCGCCAUCCUCUUUCACGCCCAGCCACCACGGAGGCAAGGGCCAGUUCACCGGCGCCCGCCAGCCGUCCCUCUCAACGCUGACGUCGACCAGCUCGUCACUGGCCAGCAGUAUGCCCGAGUCAGAGAUGCCCCUCCUGUCUGCAGGGCCGCCAGCCGAGCCGCUGACCGUCGACUCGGGAAUGCUGGCCGUGGCCCGCGCCAUGGCUGCGCCUGACAGCGGGCUGGAGGUGCGGGAUAGGAUGUGGCUGAAGAUCACCAUACCGAACGCGUUCAUUGGCUCGGACGUGGUCGACUGGCUACACAGCUACGUAACCGGUUUCGCCGACCGGCGCGAGGCGCGCAAGUACGCCGCCCACAUGCUGCGGGCCGGCUUCAUCCGACACACGGUCAACAAGAACACCUUCUCCGAGCAGUGCUACUACGUGUUCGGAGAUCUCUGCAGCGGUUUCUCCGGUAUGAAGCUGGGCGAUGAGGACGGCCUGUCGGAGGUGGACCGGGACACCCUCGGUCCGCUGCCGCCGCCCUCCUCGGGCACACAGUGGGCCGGACCCCACGUACCCUACAGCGGUACAUACGUACCGCCGGCGCAGGGCUACGCGCCGAUGCCGUUCAGCUAUACGAACGAGGCCGGCAGCUUCAGUCAGCGGGAAGGAGGCAGCGGCAGCGGCGGCUCCUCCGCCGGCUCCCAGCGGCGGAGACUCGAGUCGGCGGCGGCCGGCGGCGGACCGGGCGGCGGCGGCGGCUCCAGCAGCGACGGCACCGAGUCAGUAGCGACGACGGUGACCAGCCAGCGGUCGGCGGCCGUGCCGCCCGGCGCCGCCGCCGCCGCCGCCGCCGCGCCCGACGGCAGGCAGCCCGACUACUUUGUGGACGUGAUGUGACGGGCGGACGCGGUCGCCACGAGUGUGUUCUAGUCUGCCCUCCGUGUCGUCCACGCCAGCGCGGGCGGGCGGCCGUCGCCCCGUCGUCUGCGCCUCUCAGCCGCCGCCGCCGCCGCCCCUGCCGCUGGGGACGGCGCGCGGCGCGGCGCUACCCCGUCUCUGUUAUGUAGUGCUCCCGUCGUCGGCGCUUCUGUCCGCAGCACGACGUCCCGCUACAGUUAGCUUCUGCCGGCGUCGCCUCCGUCGCCCGUCUUUAACUGGUUGGUUGUAUAGUCUUUGAUACAUUUAUGCUUUUGUAAGUGCGCCAGGCUGGUAUAUGGACGGCGAGCCGCGUCGACCGACUUCUUGGUGCGUUCAUUUGUGUACUGUGUUGGGUGGGCUCGUGCACCCGACUGCCGAAUGUGAAAUACAUAUUUGCAGAAUAUCGCC